This is a messenger RNA of Xyrauchen texanus (razorback sucker), 1838 nucleotides long. RefSeq names its product myosin-binding protein H-like. The transcript is spliced from 12 exons. Bases 61 to 1569 code for a protein of 502 amino acids. NCBI's taxonomy places the organism in Eukaryota, Metazoa, Chordata, Actinopteri, Cypriniformes, Catostomidae. Gene Ontology annotation, molecular function: protein binding. The record is from RefSeq and is a predicted model, not a curated record.
UCAUCUCCAGACUGAGCCAAAGGACUUGCUAGGUCAGAGGGAUCCCUGAAGCAGACAAGCAUGCCGGCUAAACCAGCCCCCAUAAAGAAAUCGGCCAAAGCCGCCAAGAAGAAGGAACCCGCACCUGCGCCCGCACCAGCACCCGAGCCCGCACCCGAGCCCGCCCCUGCCCCUGCUGAACCUGUGCCCGUCGAGCCUGCCCCCGCUGAAGCUGCCCCAGCGGAGGCUGCCCCAGCUGAAGCUGCUCCUGCCGAGGGAGAAGCCCCACCAGCUGAAGCCCCACCAGCUGAAGCCCCACCAGCGGCGGAGGCACCUCCCGCAGCAGUGCCAACUAGCGAGCCAUUGGAGCUUAGUGUUGAAGAUGUAAACGAUACUUCAGUCACCAUUACAUGGAGACCACCCGCCACCAUUGGAGGCUCUGGUUUGGAUGGGUACACUGUGGAAAUCUGCAAGGAAGGAACUGAUGACUGGAAAGCGGCUAACGAAGAUCUCACCAUGUCUUGCCGUUACAUCAUCAAGAACCAGACUACCGGUGACCGGCUGAACAUUAGGGUGGUGGCCAUAAACCCUGGUGGCCGCAGCCCUCCUGCCACAAUGCCUGACCCUAUCCAGGUCAGAGAGGUCAUGGAUCGCCCCAAAAUCCGUCUGCCACGUUUCCUGAGGCAGCGCUACGUGAAAAAUGUUGGCGAGAAGAUCAACAUUGUUAUUCCCUUCAGUGGCAAACCACAACCUGUUGUCUCAUGGACAAAGGACGGCCAGGCUAUUGACACUAAAAAGAUAAAUAUUCGCAACAGUGAAAAGGACAGCAUCUUCUUCAUCCGUGCUGCCGAGAGAGCCGACUCCGGUGUGUACGAGAUGUGUGUUAAAGUCGACAGCUUUGAGGACAAAGCCCAGAUUACUCUGCAGAUUGUUGAGUUGCCUGGACCUCCAGCCAGUGCCAAGAUCGUGGACACCUGGGGUUUCAACGUUGCUCUGGAGUGGACAGAGCCCAAAGAUAAUGGAAACACAGCAAUCACCGGAUACACCAUCCAGAAGGCCGACAAAAAGACAGGGGACUGGUUCACAGUAAUGGAGCACUAUCACCGAUUGAAUGCCACCAUUUCAGACCUAAUCAUGGGCAACACCUACGUCUUCAGGGUCUUCACUGAGAACAAGUGUGGAAUUAGUGAAAAUGCUACUGCCACAAAGACCUCAGCCACAAUCCUGAAGACAGGAAUUGACUACAAGCCUCUAGAGUAUAAGGAACACGACUUCAGCGAGGCACCCAAAUUCACCACCCCCCUGGCAGACCGCAGCGCUACUGUCGGCUAUAACGCCAAGCUGCUUUGUGCCGUUAGGGGAUUCCCUAAGCCAAAGGUCCAGUGGAUGAAGAAUCAGAUGAUCAUUGGCGAUGACCCUAAAUACAGGCAGAUCAACAACCAGGGCAUCUGCUCCCUAGAGAUUCGUAAACCCGGCAACUUUGACGGUGGCGUUUACACCUGCAGGGCCAAGAACGAGCACGGAGAGGCCUUGGUUAGCUGCAAACUGGAGGUGAAACAGCCUGUGAUUGCUGAUGCCGAUAAGAAAUAAGUUCAACUGCCACAUUCAUACAGAUUAGGAACAGCAGAAUAUGGAAUCCCUCACUAAAGGAAUGUGAAGAUGUAAUUUGCUGAUGGGAAACAAAUAAUGUACUGUACAUAUAAAAUAUAAAAAACAGACAAUAGACAUUUUUGACCUUUAUCAUAUUUAAUACAUACACUUGUCUCUGACUGUGUCUGAUGUUAUAACUCAGAUCACAUCCCAACCAAACCAACAGGUCCAUUCAGUGUGUGUUAAAUUAAACUUGAGUCUUUCACCCA